Molecule: messenger RNA, 755 nt
Organism: Polypterus senegalus (gray bichir)
Lineage: Eukaryota; Metazoa; Chordata; Cladistia; Polypteriformes; Polypteridae
Product: ferritin, middle subunit-like
Exons: 4
Coding region: 118-642 (174 amino acids)
Biological process (GO): intracellular iron ion homeostasis; iron ion transport
Cellular component (GO): cytoplasm
Molecular function (GO): ferric iron binding; ferrous iron binding
Source: RefSeq, a predicted model, not a curated record
AAGAGCACCUCAGAAAGCCAGAGAAACCAGAACUUCUGCUUCAGCAGUGACUGAACGAAAUUCUAUACUCUUUCUAACUUUGCUUUUAUUUCUUUUGAUACCAACCAACCCAUCACAAUGGCAUCUCAGGUCCGCCAGAACUAUCACAGCGACUGCGAGGCCGCUAUCAACCGCAUGGUCAACAUGGAGUUGUGUGCCUCCUACACCUACCUGUCGAUGGCUCACUACUUCAAACGUGAUGAUGUGGCCCUGGAAGGCUUUGCUAAGUUCUUCAAGGAGUUGAGCGAAGAGGAAAAAGAACACGCCGACAAGCUCAUGGAGUUCCAGAACAAGAGGGGUGGCCGCAUCUUCCUGCAAGACAUCAGGAAACCUGACAAGGAUGAGUGGGGCAGUGGUCUGGAUGCUGUUCAGACUGCACUACUGCUGGAGAAGAAUAUCAACCAGGCUCUUCUGGAUGUGCACAAGGUUGCCACUGAUCGUGUGGACCCUCACCUCUGUGAUUUCCUGGAGACACACUAUUUGAAAGAACAGGUUGAGAUCAUCAAGAAACUGGGUGACCACAUCACCAACCUGAGGAAGACUGGUUCCAGCAGCGGUGGGCUGGCUGAGUACUUGUUCGACAAGCUCACCCUGAAGGAGUAACCUGCUCAUCUCCUCUCACAAAUGCCUCCUGAAGAAACUAGACAACAACUUUCUAAAUAAAUCUGCACCAAGUAAUCUAGAAAAGCAUAAUAAAGAUUAGAGGCAAAACCCUU